Molecule: messenger RNA, 1831 nt
Organism: Pezoporus occidentalis (night parrot)
Lineage: Eukaryota; Metazoa; Chordata; Aves; Psittaciformes; Psittacidae
Gene: WDR41
Product: WD repeat domain 41
Exons: 13
Coding region: 66-1445 (459 amino acids)
Biological process (GO): regulation of autophagy
Cellular component (GO): lysosomal membrane
Molecular function (GO): protein binding
Source: RefSeq, a predicted model, not a curated record
GGGACAGGGACAGCGUCGCUGCCGUACCGAGCCGCCGGCGGCGGCGGUCGCAGCAGCUGCUCCCGAUGCUGCGGUGGCUCAUCGGCGGCGGCCGUGAGCCGCAGGGCCUGGCGGAGAAAUCAUCUGUACAGACAGUUGGUGAAGAACAAAUACAGAAUCCUUACACGGAGCUUCUUGUGUUGAAAGGUCAUCAAGACAUAGUACGAUUUCUUGUGCAAAUAGAUGAUUGCAGGUUUGCAUCUGCAGGAGAUGAUGGCGAUAUAUUUCUGUGGAAUGCUCAGACCGGAGAAAAACUUUCUGAACUUCAUGGACACACCCAAAAAAUUACAGCUGUAGCACCAUUUCCUUCAUCAGAUGCUUCUGAAGAAAAAAAACACUUGAUUUUAACAGCAUCAGCUGAUAGAACAGUUAUUGUUUGGGAUUGCAGUAGUGGCAGACAGGUUCAGAAAGUGUCAUGUUUCCAUUCUACUGUCAAGUGUUUGACAGUUCUUCAAAGACUGAAUGUAUGGUUGUCUGGAGGGAGUGAUCUGUGUGUUUGGAACCGAAAAUUAGAUCUCUUGUGUAAGACCAGUCAUCUUACUGAUGCAGGUAUUACUGCUUUGGUUGAAUUGCCUAAAAAUUGUGUUGCGGCAGCUGUUGGCAAAGAGCUAAUAAUUUUUAGGUUGAUUGCUUGUAAUGGUGAGUCUGAAGGUUGGAAUGUCGUUGAAGUAAAACGCCUUGUUGACCAUCAGGAUAACAUUUUGUCACUAGUCAGUGUCAAUGACUCUACUUUUGUGACAGGUUCUCAUGUGGGUGAGUUAAUAGUUUGGGAUGCACUUGACUGGACAAAGCAGGCAUCUGAGUGCAACUUCUGUGACGACUCUGUUCAUCCAGAUAUACAGCCAGAAAUAAAGUUAUCUCAAAGCCCAAAUGAAACUUCAGUUCAACACUUAACAUCUGAUGAGGAGUGUGUGUUUGCUGCUGUUGGGAAAGGCAUAUACGUAUAUAAUCUUCAAAUGAAGCGUGUGAUUGCCUGCCAAAAAACUGCUCACGACUCUUCUGUACUGCACAUUGCGAAGAUUCCAAACAGGCAGCUGAUCUCCUGUUCAGAAGAUGGCAGUGUGCGCAUUUGGGAGCUCCGAGAAAAGCAGCAGCUGCCAGCUGAAGUGGUUCCAACAGGGUUUUUCAACAUGUGGGGAUUUGGAAGGGCAAACAAGCAGGCAAACCAGGCUGCUAAGAAGAUGCAGGAAAAUACACCCGUAUAUUUCUUGGAGCUCGUUGGUGAUUUGAUUGGUCAUUCAUCAGCUGUGCAGAUGUUCCUGUACUUUGGUGAACUGGGACUGGCUACGUGCUCUGCUGACCACCUCAUCAUUUUGUGGAAGGAUGGUGAACGAGAAUCUAGACUUCGCAGUUUAACACUGUUUCAAAAAUUAGCGCAAAAUGGUGUUCUGCAGCUCAAAUUUUAAAUUGGGUACAGGCUAUGUAUGUGUAAACUGGGUGCGUGUUAAGUGUGAGUGUGAAGGAAAGUCUGAACUACUUGGAAUAACUACCAGUAACUACCAGUAAUAUCAUUUAUUAUAUUAGAGUUAUUGUUAGUUGCUGCUACUCUUCUCAAAGGAGAAUUUUGCAUGUUGAAACUUAUUUUGCUUACUCUGUCAGGAGAAAUGGUGUUCUGUUGAAACACUGAAGAUAAUGCUAGUUUCUAAUAUUAUUCCUAAUGUUUAAAAAUAUCAUGGUCAGAUUUCAAAACUAAGAUUUGUGAAAGUCCUUAAAUGGAUCAAAAGUAAAGCAGCUGGGGGCAUUCCGCAGUUUUAUGUGCAGAAAGGAAGCAUAUUAAAAAACACCGAGUCUU